This is a messenger RNA of Plenodomus lingam JN3, 1023 nucleotides long. RefSeq lists its product as uncharacterized. The record is from RefSeq and is a predicted model, not a curated record. NCBI's taxonomy places the organism in Eukaryota, Fungi, Ascomycota, Dothideomycetes, Pleosporales, Leptosphaeriaceae.
AUGGCCAUCGGCUACGAACGUAUACAAUGCAGGGCAUGCUAUCGUGUACUUGCUAUAGCAUCGGCGAAUGGGCUUGUCCCUGAAAAUUCGGGCCCCCAAGACUGCGACACGUGCUGGCCGUUCAGUGCCUACUACAACGCCGUGCAGAAUGUAGACAGGGAAUGGGCGGAGAUGGAACCAAAGCGUGAUUCGCUGAAGGCGAGGCAGAUUGCGCGCCUAAACCAUAUACAAAUCCACAUGGAGUUUGAUAACUGGUUGCUCAAGAUCGAAGCAGUUCAAGACGGAGAGCCACACACAAAAGGCUCUGCUGAUGAUAUUAAAAAAGGAGGGGAACUCAUACGGAACCUGGAUCAGCAGCAGCAACAACACGUUACAAAACGUAGAUUUUCAGACUCAUCCACCCCCCAGUAUACCACGGAUGACACCCUGUCCGACGAGCUCCCAGACAAGCAAGCGCACGAACAACAAGGUGGAUCUCUCUCCCUCUUCCCUUCUCCAGAGAAGUCAUGCAGAACGAGCCUACUGUCACAUCGCAAGCGUCUAAAGUUCUCCGACAGUGUAGAAUUCCGUGAUGACUACAGGGAUAGCGCAGAGUACUUGCGUACUGACGAAAGCUAUGUACGAGGGCGCUAUGCCCCGCCUGAUGGGUCCGAGUAUCUAGACACCAGCGGCUCGGCCCAGACCUUUCUAAAGUUCUCGGGCGUGAGGAGAGUCAAGGGUAACUGGGUGGAGGUGAGGGACACUGACACUGCAACUAAGCGCAAGGAUAAACAAGCGGCACUUGAAGGGGCGCCAGAUGAUGCUGGGACGCUGAGAGGACCCGCCUGCGAUGCACCCCGCAAGAUCAAUGACAACGAAGGCGCCCCUCGUGAUCAACGGGCCUUGAGACUGGCUCGAAGGACUAAGGAUACUUCAGGCACAAGCGUGAUCCAAGUUAAGCGCCUCGCAAGACCUGCCAAGGACAGUCUCGAUCAAAAGGCCAUGCAAACAUCACUCUCAAGCACAUUUCAGCUCAAUAAAUGA